Molecule: messenger RNA, 1071 nt
Organism: Lolium perenne
Lineage: Eukaryota; Viridiplantae; Streptophyta; Magnoliopsida; Poales; Poaceae
Source: RefSeq, a predicted model, not a curated record
CCUCCAUCAGUCCAUAUAUACAAUCUCAUCCAUUUGGCCGUCCCUGCAUUAAUCAAAACCAUAACCGCCUAUGAAGCAUAAAUCUCCACUACUCCCAUGGAGCACACCCUUGACAUGCAUGGACGCAUGAUGCCUUCAUGAUCCACCCAUUUGCCCCCUGCUCUUCCUCGUCCUAGCCAACUUCCUCACGCCGCCAAGAACAAACACACCAAGAAAAAAGCUACUCUACUAUCAAGAAUCCGCGCGUUGGCAGGCCGGUGUUGAUUAGUUGGUUAGCUGGUAUCUUUGUCCAUGGGGCAAGAAGAGGCCCUGCUUCCGGCGCCGGUCACCGUGGCUUUCUCGUGGGAGCACGAGCCGAUCGUGCCCAAAGCGGCCAUUGAUGCCGGUGGUGGCAUGCCGCAAAGCCCAAAGAAGGCGCCGGCCACCGUGGUCUUGUCGUGGGAUCACGAGCAGGGCAUCACGAAGCUUGCACCGGCGCCAGCCAUGAAACCCCGCGGCGUGCCGGAGGGGCCAAGGAAGGGCCAGGCGCCGACGCGGCGGCUGUCCGUGCCGCCGCCGCCGGGCCGGCUGUCGACGAGGGGCGUCUCGCGCGCCGUCCGGCCGGAGGACGACCCGUUCCUGGCUGCGUACCUGGCCUGCACAAAGAGCACCGGCGGCCGAAGCGGCGACGGAGGGAGGAGGGCGGCCAAGGAACAGCGGCGGUUCGCGUGGGCGGGGCUCGGGCUGGGCAGCCUGUCCUGCAAGAGGAACAACGGCGUCGUGGAGCAGAGCAUGGUCAGGAUGGCCAAGCUGCCCGAGUUGGAUCCUAGAGAUGCUUGAUUAGUUAAUUAUCUCCUGAUCAAUCAUCUUCUGAUUGUGCUUCUUCUUUGGUACUAGUAUCGUUUUGUAGUAGCAGUAUUGCUGGUUAAGUUCAGUUAAUCGUGUGAAAAACUUUGUGGUUAGGAGAAUUAGAAAGUGUAAUCCAGAAGAAAAGGAAGAGCACUCUGCAGCAUCUUCUGGAUUCAGAAUAUGUCAGGUUCUGCAACUGAUCUGCAGCAGCAAUCUUCAGCUUUCUGUCUUCUCGAUUCAGAA